AGAACUUGGAAACCGUCAAGAUGGCGGCGCUGAAACGUAAACUGUCCGGUCAGCGGGAGGCGAGCGGAAAAAGAGGGCCGAGUGGCCGGCAACUCCUCCUGGAGGCAGCCGGGGGAGACAGAGCCGGCAACCAGUUCGUGGAAGGAUCGAUUGUCAGGAUCAAGAUGGAUAAUUUCCUAACUUAUGAUUCCUGUGAAAUUCACCCUGGGGCCAAUUUGAAUAUGAUAGUGGGUGCCAAUGGGACUGGAAAAUCCAGCAUCAUCUGUGCAAUUUGUCUGGGAUUGGCAGGAAAAACAUCGUUUAUUGGCAGAGGAGACAAGGUUGGUCUUUAUGUGAAACGAGGACAUAGCAAAGGAUAUAUUGAACUUGAAAUUUACAAACGUCCACACAACCUUAUAGUGAGUCGAGAGAUUUCUGUUUUAAACAAUCAAUCUGUCUGGCAAAUAAAUGGAGAACAUGCGACCCAGAAAAUGGUGGAGGAACAGACUUCUGCUUUGAAUAUCCAAGUGGGGAAUCUCUGCCAGUUUUUACCUCAGGAGAAAGUUGGGGAGUUUGCAAAAAUGUCAAAAAUCGAGCUGCUUGAAGCAACUGAAAAAUCAGUUGGCCCACCGGAAAUGUACAAAUUUCACAGUGACCUGAAGAAUUACCGCGAAAAAGAGAAGGAGCUGGAGAACACAUGUAAAGAAAAGUCUGUUGCUUUGGAGAAGAUGAAGCAGAGGAAUGAACGGAACGAGCAAGAUGUACAGCGAUAUUAUGAACGACAGAGACAUUUAGAUAAAAUAAAGAUGCUGGAAAGGAAGAGGCCUUGGGUGGAAUAUGAAGUUGCUCGACAGGAGCAUGAGGAAGUGAAGCGUGUCCGUGAUCAGCUUAAACAAGAACUGAAAGCACUCAAGGAAGCCCAAGCUCCAAUGACCAGAAAAAUUCAAACUGUUGAAAGACAAUGUCGGGAGCAGGAAACAAAAAUAAAAGAAAAGGGGUCUGAAAUUAAGAAGAUCACACAAGAAUGCAAACAGAAGCAAGAUUAUUUGGAAAGGAAGGACAAAGAGGUCGAAGAAGUUCAGCAACGUUUAAGAAUGAAAAAAGAUGAAGAAAUUGACCGCCAGAAAAGAAUAAGUAACACCAAAAAAAUGAUAGAAGAUUUGCAGAAAGAACUGAACACUACCAGGAACUAUGACCAUGUGCAACCAGAAAUAGAUCAAAUCAGUAGUGCUCUCCGCAAGGUUCAACAGGAUAAAGGCACUGUUGACAGUGAGAAAGUAGAACUGCGAAGAGAGAAGGAAAAUCUGGAGAAAGAGAAGAAGAAGAUUAUGGCUAAUAUCAAGAGACUCGAAGACAUGAUGCACAUUAAAGAAGAAAGUCUUCGAAAUUAUUUCCGGGAUACAUACAAUGCUGUCUUGUGGUUAAGACAGAAUAGGAAUCUAUUCCGUGGGCACAUCUAUGAACCAAUUAUGCUUGAGCUUAAUAUGAAGGAUUCAAGAAAUGCCAAAUACGUUGAAAAUCACAUUUCAAUGAACGAUAUGAGGGCCUUUGUUUGUGUGAACAUGGAUGAUAUGGGUGCUUUCCUUUCUGAGGUUCGUGAUAAACAGAGGCUAAAAGUUAAUGCAGUGUGUGCACCUUCCGUCUCAGCUGCAGGGAGGCCACCCACAAGACCCAUUCAAGAACUUCAAAUGUAUGGCUUUGUAUCCUACUUGAGAGAGUUGAUAGAUGCACCAGAACCUGUAAUGAGUUAUCUAUGUGAGCAGUACAAGGUGUAUGACGUUCCAAUAGGGACUGCAAGAACCAAAAUGUUGAUUGAAAAGGUAAUAAGCGAAACACAGCUGCGUCAGAUCUAUACAGGAGAAGAACGAUACACUGUAAAGAAAUCAAUUUACUCAAAUAAAAUAAUUUCAAGCAACACACAGCUAAAGGAUGCUAAGUUUCUCACUGUACAGGUGGAUGCAGAUGAAAGACGACGCUUGGAGAAUCUAUCAAGGGACAUAACCUCCAAUUUGAAUGCAGUAGAAUCACGCAUUACUGAAUUUUCUGAGAAACAGAGACUUCUCGAGCGCAAAGAUAAUGAACUGAGAACAAAGAAGAAAGAACUAUUGGAGAUGAAGAGCAGGCGAAGGCAAUUGGAACAAAAGAUUAGCACAAAAAAUGAUAGUCUGAAGCAGAUGGAGAUGGAUGCUAUCAACAUUGAAGAGGAAGAACAAAAAGCUAAUGCUAAAGUGAAGGCGAUCCAAAAUCAAAAGGCCAAAUUAGUCACUGAAUUAACACAGCUUAUUAGGACAUGCCUCACACUGAACAUGGAGAAAGUUGGCUUUGUUCUUGAAAACACAUCAUUGACUUAUCAGAAGAACCGGCUGGAGACCGAACUAAAAGAAUCAGCUGUGGAACAAAAAAUGAAACAGCAACAGUAUGCAGAGUUGGAUGAGAAAAAGCGACGACUUCUAAAUAUGUGUAAAGAGCGCAUGAAGGCAGCCAGAGAGACCUGCGACCUGGAUCCUAAUGAAAGUGACAUCCCUUCGGAGCUGAUGACAGCAUUUCAAAGUCUUCCAAAUUCACUGGACGAAAUAGAUGCUUCACUUAAUGAAGAAAGAUCAAGAGCGUCCUGUUUCACUGGCUUGAACUCUUCAGUUAUAGAUGAAUACAAGAGGAGGAAACAAGAAAUAGAAAAUUUAUCAGAAGAGCUGAAAAGAAAAAAGAAUGAACUGGAAGAGUAUAAACUGAACAUCUCACAGGUGAAAGAAAAGUGGCUAAAUCCUUUGAAACAGCUUGUCGAACAAAUUAAUGAGAAGUUUAGUGAAUAUUUCCGCUCAAUGCAGUGCGCAGGAGAAAUUGAUUUGCACACAGAUAAUGAGGAAGAAUAUGAUAAGUAUGGCAUCCGAAUCAGAGUGAAGUUUCGCAGCAGUACUCAGCUCCAUGAACUCACCCCACAUCACCAGAGUGGUGGAGAGCGAAGUGUUUCUACAAUGUUGUAUUUAAUGGCUCUACAGGAAUUAAAUAGAUGCCCCUUUCGAGUAGUGGAUGAAAUCAAUCAGGGUAUGGACCCAACCAAUGAGAGGAGGGUUUUUGAAAUGGUGGUACGGACAGCUUGCAAAGAGAACACCUCUCAGUAUUUCUUUAUCACACCCAAGCUUUUGCAGAAUCUGACUUAUUCUGACAAUAUGACAGUGCUGUGCGUUUAUAAUGGACCACACAUGUUGCCGCCAGGCAAGUGGAAUCUCAAAGCUUUUCUCAGGAGACGACGAAGAGUGCAAGUCCAUAACUGAGAACUAAGUAGUUCUAUCUCAGGUGAUAGUCAUUAUGUUUACAUAUAUAAAAAAACUCUUGGGAUCUUAGGAUCAUUUCACUUGACCUUUUUUUGCUUCUUCUUGAAGUUAAGUCUCUUUAAAACAAAAACUACCUGUGUUUAUGGAGGAUUAGGGGUUGCAAUUAAAAGAAAUCUAAGUGCCUGGCAGUAUCGUCUUGCCUUCUGUUUCUGAAAUGGAUGAUUACAUUAGAGUUAUCAGAAUUUUGUAAUCCAUUAUGACCCUAGAGUUAGGUGCGCAGGUGUUCUGCAUUUUUGUGUUUGGCUUUCAGGUGCCUAUUAUAUGAGCAGAGAAAUGCCAACUAUCUGAAAUUUGUUCUUGAGUGAUAACAACAAAGGUAAACUUAUUUUUUUACCGGAUACCACAUUUGCUCCAUAUGUGCACACCCCCACCAUUUGGAUGGUAGUGUGUUUUGAUAGCUAACCUAAUGUACAGAGCUGUAAAAUAAUGGGAGCCAAAAGUUUGUAUAACUGAAAAAGUAGCUUGUUGUUUAUUGGCAAAAUGCCCCCCCCAUUUUAAAAAAAACUCUUGCCAAUAUAAUGAUGCAGGGCGUCCUAUUUCUGUGACACGUUAUAUGUUGUGAGAGGCUAUUGUGAAAUUAGUGCAAUUAUUGCUUUCCCAACUCCACUUCCCACCUCCCAACCUGUCCUUUAGGACAGCAAAGAUGACUGUUUCAUAUUUAUGAACUUUUUUUAAAGCUGUUAUGUACUGUUCAAGCAGUUGAAUGGAACAACAAAUUAUUGAAUUGUUAAGCACAAUUAAGGUGGGCCUUUGUACAACUGAGCAGGCUUCUGUAAAUAAUGAGGAACAUUGUGUAAUGCAGAGAUGCGCUUUUUAAAAAUGAGCUAGAUGACAGCCGGACCUUGCACCCUCAGAGAAAAAAAAGUACUCUCUUCCCAAAAUCAGAAUUGAGCUGGAGAAAUCAACUAUUCUUAAAUCCACAUAUAUAACAUAAUUUGGUGUUCAAGUGAGAGAGAUGUCUACUCAGUCUGUUGUAAUUGCAGGAUAAUGUGUAAUUGAGUCAUUUAUUCCUAUAGUGCACUGCAGUUGCAUCUUGUAAAGUAGUGCAUGUGGCACAAAAUUUGAAUGACACUAAGUGUCCUUUGCACAGAUGUAACUUCAUGUAGGAGAGUUGACCAGUUCUCUGUAAAGGUCAGCUAGCUUAAAGACUAGGAUAGUGCAAUAUUAGCCAAGCUGAGCAUCACUACUUGCCCCAACAGUUUGGUUCUGAUUAUUACUGUGGGCUGUGGUAAAAUAAUUUUAUUCUAUUCGUGCUGUUCAUAUUUGAGCCUAUAGGGGGUAGUGUUAGGUUGAAGGAUUGCCUAUUUAAAAUGUGCUGUUCUGCAGUACCUGCUUUAUUUUUGUAAGAUAAUGUACAUAUUGCACCAGUUGUGUUGCAAGUUUUUAAAUAUUAAAACAUGGUUUAAAAAUGAACUGAAAAGCUUGCUGUCUCCACAGUAAAACAGUCUUUUUAAAAGAAAUUCUGCUUAGUCAUCAGAGGUGACCAAAGUUUUGUUUUUCCAUAGCCACUGUUCAACCUAUUAACACUUGGAGAAGGACAUAUUCAGCACUAUUUUUAUAUCAAUGACAAAUUCUUUUUAAAGGCAGACAUUUGGAAUUUUUGUAUCUGUUCAGUACAAUUGAUCCAGUUUAAUUUAUUACAUUCCCAUUGUAUUGAUUCUGAAUGAAAUCUCUGAGAAAUUGAUUUUCCUUGUGUUUUCAUAAAACUUCUGUUGCAUAAUUCUUGGUGUUUGAUUUCGUUGUUUGAGAACUUUGCCUUUGUUUUUGUGUUUGCAUCCGUUUCCUAAUAAGUGUU
Molecule: messenger RNA, 5106 nt
Organism: Hemiscyllium ocellatum (epaulette shark)
Lineage: Eukaryota; Metazoa; Chordata; Chondrichthyes; Orectolobiformes; Hemiscylliidae
Gene: smc5
Product: structural maintenance of chromosomes 5
Exons: 24
Coding region: 21-3251 (1076 amino acids)
Biological process (GO): double-strand break repair via homologous recombination
Cellular component (GO): Smc5-Smc6 complex
Molecular function (GO): ATP binding; ATP hydrolysis activity
Source: RefSeq, a predicted model, not a curated record